Hemibagrus wyckioides is the source of this 2118-nucleotide messenger RNA. It is a transcript of the gene serping1, whose product is annotated as serpin peptidase inhibitor, clade G (C1 inhibitor), member 1. The record is from RefSeq and is a predicted model, not a curated record. Gene Ontology annotation, molecular function: serine-type endopeptidase inhibitor activity. Lineage: Eukaryota; Metazoa; Chordata; Actinopteri; Siluriformes; Bagridae. Gene Ontology annotation, biological process: negative regulation of endopeptidase activity. The transcript has 10 exons. Bases 122 to 1969 code for a protein of 615 amino acids.
GUAAUGAAGAAUCAGUUCUCUCUCUCUCUCUCUCUCUCUCUGUCUCACACACACAUACACAGACACACACACUGAACUUGUAAACAGUUUAUGGUCACAGCUCUUCAGAAGUUGCACCAUCAUGUUGCGUGGUUUCAUUCUCCUGCUGUUUUGGGGGUUCUCCUCCUCUUCUACCAUAACACUUCUCCUGGGCUCGCAGUUUAAGAUUCAGUGUUAUCCUGAAUCUGACCUGAUGUUUAUGGAGUACGCGUGGAGCUUCUCGAACCAGCUGGACGAAGACAAAAUCCACUUUUCUUCACUCAAUCACACGGGAGAAGAGCUGGAGCUGAACCCAGUGGUUCGGAACCAUGCUGGAACGUAUAAGUGUAUGGUUAAGGGCACUUCUGACAAGGGAAUGAUGAAGGUGAAGAGGAUUUUCAAAAUCUCAGUCAUCGAGAAGCUCUCGAUCACAACAUGGAAGCUCAUUGACGGUGAUGAGGGAGAAAAAAUCAGGCUUCCGUGCUCUUCCUCAUCUAGUGACACCACCGAUUCUGCUGAGGUCAAGUGGUUCAAGGUCAAGGAAACAGGAAAUAGUUAUGAACUUCACGAGCUCCAUCCUGCUGUAAGAAUCCAGAGAGACGUUAAAGAGGAGGAUACUACAACCCCAAGCGGCCGGGUUUACUGGAGUUCUGACCCUAAGCAGUUGGACUGGUCCAUCGAGAUCGAUAAUCUGGAACUGGACGAUGAAUCUCUCUACCAGUGUGACAUCAUGGAGUCAGUGAAGGAAUCUGUGUUAAUGGAGCUCACAGUGAAACCGAUCCCGCCCUCUCGUUGUUUACACCAUUCACAGCCCUGGGAGGUGUGUCCUGAUCAUGACAGCCGGUCGUCGGAGGCGAUCCUGCGCGAGUCUGUGACCGAGUUCUCACUUAACCUCUACAAAAAAUUCAACACGAUCGACUCUGAAAGGAACCUGCUCUUCUCACCACUCAGUAUCACCAUGGUGCUCUCUCAACUGCUGCUGGGAACUCGAGGAGAGACGAGAACCGAGCUGGAGCAAGGUCUUUCCCUGCCCUCUGAUUUCUCCUGCGUUCACUCUGAAAUGAAGAAACUGAGCAGCAGGAUGAAGGAUUCGGUUCUCAUAGCCAAUCAGAUGCUUGUUAACCCAGAGCUUAAAUUCCAUGAAGCUUACAUCAACCAAACACGGGAGUUCUACGACUCCGUGCCCCAAAAACUGACCAAUGACAGUGAAGCCAAUGUGAAGCUGAUCAACUCCUGGGUCGCGAGCAAGACACAGAACAGGAUAACGAAGCUGGUGGAGUCGGUAGAUCCGUCAGCCGAGUUUAUUUUACUCAACGCUGUUUACUUCAUCGGUAAAUGGAAAGGAACGUUUCAAGUUACAAAUAAAUACUUUACCACACUUUCUGGGAAUAUGCUGUCUGUCCCGACUCUCUACAGCUCCAACUUCAAUCUGGCCACAAAUUACAAUCCAGAACUCAAAGCCUAUGUGGGCAAAUUCACUCUGACGGGGAAGAACAGUCUGUACAUCCUGCUGCCCGCUUCUGAGGGUGAAAAAGGGCUGCAGACCUUGGAGGCCCAGCUGACCGACACUAACAUCAGAGCAAUGGUGAAGGAGAUGGCCACCGUGGUUCCCACGCAGUCUGAAGUCUCGCUGCCGAAAGUGAAGCUGCUGGUCAACACCAAUCUCUUCAAGCUGCUGAAGAAACUCGGUCUGCAAGAAUUAUUUUCUGACCCUAACCUGUGUGGAAUGAUUGACCAGAGCAGCUCCAUGCCUCUGAGUGAAGCUCGGCACUGCGCGUUCCUCUCCCUGACGGAGAAAGGCGUGGAAGCUGCGGCUGGCAGCAGCGUCUCGUACUCUCGCUCCUUCACCAAUUUCAACGCCAUGCGUCCGUUCGUCCUGCUGGUGUUUAACGAGGAGGUCAACAUUCCUCUGUUCCUGGGGAAAGUUCUUCAUCCAGACCAGAUAGAUUAAAAGCAGAGCUCUUUUCUGUGUGCUGAGAAUAAUUACACAUGAGAACAAAGCAUGAAGGUUCUGAGCAGAAACGUGACAGAAAUAAUUACUGUGACCAUCCUCAUAUAUCACACACACACAGCAUUCACAAUAAAGGCUAUCAAACCGAA